GACAUCCAUCCCUGCUCCUUCCGUGUGACAUGUUGCCUAACCGCGUUCUUGCUUCUCCUUCCGUGUACUCUGUUGGUGAACCUGCUACCAGUGUUGUAUGCGUGUCUUCUGUUGCGAACCUGCUAUGCGUGUGUAGUGUGUUCUGCUGCAAACCAGCAAUGCGACCUCUCUCUAAUCUUUUGUGAAAAACGUAAGGUUUAGAUGCUAAUCAGAUGAACAAGCAAUGUUCAGUUGUCAGCUGUUUACAUUUCAAUCUGCAUUCAAAUUCUCAUCGUACAAGAUCUGUCAGACUUUGCUGGUUCCAGCGAUGAUGGGUCGAUGUGUUGUGUCAUGUGUGCGUACAGGUCUAUGUUUUUUUUGCUGACGACGCGGCAUAUUCCGCCUCCCUCCAGCGGAGAACUCCUCAAAACUGCACGCAGAAAACAGAUCAAUUGUAGUCACUGCCUAUUCUUGGCCAUACGGCUUUCCCCACACCCCAACACAAACAAGAGAAAAAAACAAAAACUAGACGAAAGAGGGAAGAAACCAAGAAAUUGGCGAAUCCCUGACGCUCCCCACUUUCAACUCCCAUCCGCUUGCCGUUGCCGCGUUUGUUUAUCGAGCCAAUUUGAUCAGGGCGCCACACCGAACCCUAGUUCUUGAUUUAAUCACGGGUUGUGUGGUCAUGCCGGCCGGGUCACCCCGUUCUUCUUCUCUUCCACGAGUUCAGGAGGUAGAGUGAGAGAGAACAUGGAACGACAGGGGAUGGAGGGCAACAAUCUUCUGCAUUUUCUUGAUACCCCGAGCGCCCAUUACAGAAGGACAUGCGACGGAUUUGAGGCCCAACACGGCGGCGAUGAACACUCUGAGACAUCAGAUACUGAUCCGGCGAAUGCAAGGGAAAUGCUGGAAUAUUUGUUGAACCAACCAGCAAACAAAAUCUGUGCAGACUGUGGCUCUCCAGAUCCAAAAUGGGUGGCCCUGCCUUUUGGCACAUUCAUCUGCAUUAAGUGCUCUGGAACUCAUAGAAGUCUUGGUGUGCACAUAUCAAAGGUGAUUUCAGUGAAUCUGGAUGAGUGGACAGAUGAUGAAGUCAACUGUUUAGCUGAAUCAGGCGGAAAUUCUGUUGUGAACUCAAGAUAUGAAGCCUUUUUACCCGAAAACAAAAAGCUAAAACAAGAUUGCUCAACGGAGGAGCGUAAUGAUUUUAUCAGGAAAAAAUACCAGUUUCAACAGUUUGUGUGUGAUCCACAAUUUUCAUGCCCUUUACCACUUAACAGAAAGCAUGCACCACCAGAUAAAAAUCACCAGCAGCAUAAUAGCAGCAAGUAUGGUUUUGGCCAUACUUUUAGGAAUAGCUGGAGAAAAAAGGAUUCAGAUAGCAAAAGCCUAAAGAAAAUGUCGGAUGUGGGAAUGAUAGAAUUUGUUGGAUUAGUAAAGGUCAAUAUCGUAAAAGGCACAGAUUUAGCUGUUCGUGAUGUGAUGUCGAGCGAUCCGUAUGUCUUGAUUCAUCUAGGGCACCAGUCCAUGAAAACAAAGGUGAUAAAGAACACACUGAAUCCUAUCUGGAAUGAAAGACUAAUGCUUUCGAUCCCUGACCCAAUUCCGCCUCUUAAGCUGCAAGUAUUUGACAAGGACACAUUCAGCUCCGAUGACCGGAUGGGGGAGGCCGAGGUGGACAUCCGGCCGCUGAUUGCAGCAACGAAGGAGCACGAGAACUCGACCAUCACCGAAUCGACAGAACUCUACAGAUGGUCAGCCAGCGAAGACAGCAACGGUGUGCUCGCCAAGGACAGCGUCAUCUCUGUUGCGAGUGGAAAGGUCAAGCAGGAGAUCACACUCAGGCUCCAGAAUGUCGAGCGCGGUGAGGUCGAGAUCGAGAUCGAGUGUGUGCCGCUCAGCCAGUAGCAGUCCCAUCGUGAGCAGGACUGGAAGCAGAAAGAGGGAAGGAAUACAUCAUGCUCCAUUGUUGUGACAAGGACACUGCUUUGCAAUGCAGAAAGACCUCAGCUUCACUUGUUUGAUUGCUCCAUGCCUGUAAUUCGCGUGCAUGUGUGAGAUGUGUAAUGUGUUGUACGGUAGAUAGGCAAAGGGAAAUUAUCUACUUAUAUUACUUUGAUGAUAGGCAUACGGUUGAACUGUUUCCAGUAGAUUUCCUGACCUCAGUUGCUAGCUGGUACUACCAGGAUGGUGAAAAGAUCUGUAUGCAUUUUGCCCA
Molecule: messenger RNA, 2197 nt
Organism: Zea mays
Lineage: Eukaryota; Viridiplantae; Streptophyta; Magnoliopsida; Poales; Poaceae
Product: putative ADP-ribosylation factor GTPase-activating protein AGD11
Exons: 9
Coding region: 730-1887 (385 amino acids)
Molecular function (GO): GTPase activator activity; phospholipid binding
Source: RefSeq, a predicted model, not a curated record